This is a messenger RNA of Ostertagia ostertagi, 306 nucleotides long. Lineage: Eukaryota; Metazoa; Nematoda; Chromadorea; Rhabditida; Trichostrongylidae. The record is from the annotation of a GenBank genome assembly.
AUGGAAUAUGUGGCCGAACAUCUUCGCCAUAGGCUCGAGCCAUGUGAGGAUGAAGGAGGCGAACAGUUCUGUUUGGGCCCAAAGAACGCCGGUCUAUGCGACAGUCCGGGCUUCGCCAAAGUUGCAGAGCAGAUGUGUGCCAAAACCCAUGUGAGGAUGAAGCAGGCGAACAGUUCUGUUUGGCUCCAAAGAACGCCUGGUCUAUGCGACAGUCCGGGCUUCGCCAAAAUUGCAGAGCAGAUGUGUGCCAAACGUGUGGUAUUUGUGAAUGACUGCUCAACAAGAGCGUUCAUCACUCAAAUCUGA